AUGGCAUGGAAGAGCAGUGGACUAAUGCGAAUGCGCAGCUAUCUUCUCUUAGUGAUUUUAUUUCUGCCGCACGAGAUGACCUGUUCUGUUUUAACUGUGAAUGGUAAAACUGAGAACUACAUUCUGAAUACCCAGCGUGGCUUUCAAGAAUCUCUGAACUGUGCUAUUCAAAACCACACUAGAGAGGAAGGACUUCUCUGGUACCGAGAAGAAGGGACAGUGGAUUUGAAAUCUGGAAACAAAAUCAAUUCCAGCUCUAUCUGUGUCUCUUCCAUCAGCGAAAACGACAACGGAGUCACCUUUACCUGCAAGCUGCAGAGGGAUCAGUCGGUGUCCAUCUCAGUGGUGCUGAAUGUCAUUUUUCCUCCUCUCCUAAGUGGAGAUCAAUUCCAAGCAAUUGAGGAAGGCAGUGAUGUGAAGUUGGUUUGCAAUGUGAAAUCCAACCCCCAGGCUCAAAUGAUGUGGUACAAAGGCAGUAGCAUCCUGAAUUUAGAGAAAAAUCAUCACCAAGUCCAACAGACAAGUGAGUCUCUUCAACUGUCAAUCACCAAAGUCAAGAAAUCUGACAAUGGAACCUACAGCUGUUUUGCAAAUUCAUCUCUGAAAAUAGAGACAUUGGACUUUCACCUCCUUGUCAAAGACAGAGCUGUGGCUGUACCAGUAGAACCCAUUAUUGCUGCAAGUGUUGUGGUCUUUCUGACACUGUGCUUUGGACUGAUUGCUAGAAGAAACAAAAUAAUGAAGCUCUGCAUAAAGGGUCAAGAUCCUCAAAGAGAAACAGCUUUGUAA
Messenger RNA from Pteropus alecto (black flying fox), 789 nucleotides. It is a transcript of the gene TMIGD1, whose product is annotated as transmembrane and immunoglobulin domain containing 1. The coding region runs from base 1 to 789 and encodes 262 amino acids. The transcript has 5 exons. Lineage: Eukaryota; Metazoa; Chordata; Mammalia; Chiroptera; Pteropodidae. Gene Ontology annotation, cellular component: neuron projection. The record is from RefSeq and is a predicted model, not a curated record.